AUGAAAGAGUAUGAGGAUCGAUCAUCAAUCAGGCUGCUUCCAUUGAUCCCCACACUUAUCCGGCUAGACGGCAGAUCGUUUCAUAAUUUCACGAAAGGGUUGGAUCGGCCCUACGAUGAGCGGCUUCGGCUUUGUAUGGUUGAAACCAUGAAGAAGCUGGUAAGUGAAACCAAUGCGCGAUGCGGCUAUACGCAGAGCGACGAAAUCACUUUAUUGCUUCAUUCAGAUGACGCGAAAUCGAUGAUUUGGUUCGACGGGAAACACAGUAAAAUGGUUUCGCAAUCGGCAGCGUUAGCUACUUUGUAUUUCAAUCAGGAAGUGCAAAAGCAUUUGCCAGAUUACUUGGAACGAAAUCCCACCUUUGAUUCCAGGUGCUGGCAGGUUCCCACGAAAGAAGAAGCUGCGAAUGCCUUCUUGUGGCGUGAAAUGGAUGCAACCAGAAACAGCAUCAGCAUGGCUGCACACGCUGAAUUCAGCACGAGAGAAUUGCACGGAAAAAGUGCCUCGGAGAAGCAGGAUAUGUUGAUAGAGAAAGGGAUCAAUUGGAACGAUUAUCCGGCCGAUUCAAAAGGGGUAUCUAUUGCCAAAGAAUUUUUGUGGAACAGAAAUUCACGGCCGCAGAACUUGAGCAACUUCCUGAGAAGCACAAGGCGCGACAAAACCCGAUUUGAUUGUGAAGAGAUUGCGAGUGUCGGCACAUUGCCUUCCCAUCCUGUCUCGAGUCGCCAAUAA
This is a messenger RNA of Penaeus monodon (black tiger shrimp), 732 nucleotides long. Its product is annotated as tRNA(His) guanylyltransferase-like. The coding region runs from base 1 to 732 and encodes 243 amino acids. The record is from RefSeq and is a predicted model, not a curated record. Gene Ontology annotation, biological process: tRNA modification. Gene Ontology annotation, molecular function: tRNA guanylyltransferase activity; magnesium ion binding. Lineage: Eukaryota; Metazoa; Arthropoda; Malacostraca; Decapoda; Penaeidae. The transcript has a single exon.